Messenger RNA from Camellia sinensis, 1146 nucleotides. Its product is annotated as peroxisomal membrane protein PMP22. Gene Ontology annotation, cellular component: cytoplasm; membrane. NCBI's taxonomy places the organism in Eukaryota, Viridiplantae, Streptophyta, Magnoliopsida, Ericales, Theaceae. The record is from RefSeq and is a predicted model, not a curated record.
CCCAUCUAAUAUUUAUAAACCCCCAUUUCUCUCUGAGACUUUGAGAGUUUUCUCAGCAUUUACACAGAGAGAGAGAGAGAGAGAACUGAAAUUGAUCAUUGAUCCCACACCAUGUCUGAGAUCGUCAAAAAAGGUUGGAACAAGUACCUGCUUCAACUUCAACUCAACCCUCUCAGAACCAAGGCAAUUACUUCUGGGGUUUUGAUUGGAAGUAGUGAUAUAAUAGCUCAGAAGAUCACUGGAGUGAAAAAACUUCAAUUCAGAAGAGUACUCCUUUUAAUGCUCUAUGGGCUUUUGUAUUCGGGACCGUUUGGCCAUUUCUUUCACAAAUUGAUGGAUCUGAUCUUCAAAGGAAAGAAGGGCAACAAAACUGUUGCAAAGAAGGUUUUGUUGGAGCAAUUGACUUCUUCUCCUUGGAACAAUAUGCUUUUCAUGAUGUACUAUGGCGUGGUAGUUGAAGGAAGACCCUUUGGUGCAGUUAAGAAUAAAGUUCGAAAAGACUACCCCUCUGUACAGUUAACUGCAUGGAAGUUUUGGCCAGUAGUUGGAUGGAUCAAUUACCAGUACAUGCCUUUACAGUUCCGUGUCCUGUUCCACAGCAUUGUUGCCUCAUGCUGGGCUAUCUUUUUGAAUCUGAGAGCAAGAUCUGUUGUCAUUAAGAAGGCCUAGAAUGGAGGAAGAUGGCCUUCUCUCUCUCUCUCUCUCUCUCAUUUUCCAUUUUUAGUUUGAGCUUAAAACUUUUAUUUUGUUUCCUCAAAAAAAAAAGAAUCUCUUAUUUUGUGAAGUUUGCAAUGUUUAGAGUUAUGCUUAGAUACAUAUCAUCAGUGAAAUUAUUGAAGAAUCCAUGAUGGAUUAGUGUAUAAUUGUUAAAACAACAAUGCUACAGAACUCAAAAAAUUUAUUCAAAAAAUUACCCAGAAAAAAAAUUCAAUGAUCUACAUUUAUUGUGGGUAUGGCUCAUAUCCCACUAACUUUAAAUUUACACAAUAUACACAUUUCAGGGUAAUAUUCAUAAUAAAUUUUUGUGGUUCAUAGCAUUUUUGUUAAAAUCCCUGUUUGCUUGAUUGUAAAAAUUGAAUACUGUGCUCCUCCAUUUUACGGUUACUCAAUUCAAAUUAAGGAUACUACCUGAUGAAUUUUACAUUU